Molecule: messenger RNA, 567 nt
Organism: Thyridium curvatum
Lineage: Eukaryota; Fungi; Ascomycota; Sordariomycetes; Thyridiales; Thyridiaceae
Exons: 2
Coding region: 1-567 (188 amino acids)
Cellular component (GO): membrane
Source: RefSeq, a predicted model, not a curated record
AUGAAGGCUCUUACCAUGAUCAGCGCCCUCAUUGGUGUGUCGGCCGCAGCAUUCGACCUCAAAUCGCUUUCCGGCCACGAAAUCGCCAGCGUGCAAGAGGCAGCAGCCAAAAUGAACGUCAAGGAGACCGUCGGAGCAGCAGCCAAAGAAGUGAAGGGUUUGCUCGGCGAAGCGUUUUCCAAUUUUGAUCCGGUAGCGUUUGCCAGCCUCAGCGCGAUGACAGAGCUUGAACAGAUCAAGGACUGGGCAUAUAACCAUCCUUAUGAGGUUGCAGCCCUGGCCGCAGGCUUGGGCAUCACGUUCGCACCGGGCAUUGCGACAACUCCACUGCUGGCCGCCGCAGGUUUCGGCGAGGGCGGCGUAGCGGCAGGGUCUUUCGCGGCGGGAGCGCAGUCACUUAUCGGAAACGUGGUUGGCGGGAGCGCAUUUGCCGUCCUUCAGAGUGCCGGGGCGGGUGGAUCUGGGCUUGCAACUCUCCAAGCAGUAGCAGGGGCAGUAGCAGGAGCCGUCACGGCUGUUGGCGGUGCCACCGCUGCUUUCGGCUUCCAUCGAAGGAGCGAAAUCUGA